AUGGAGAGAUAUGAGGAUUUGAAAGACAUAGGGUCUGGGAACUUUGGUGUUGCCAAGCUUGUGAGGGAUAAAUUCACUGGUGAGCUUUAUGCUGUCAAGUAUAUAGAAAGAGGCCAGAAGAUAGAUAUAUAUCAUGGGUUUAGCGGAAGGAAGGGGAGGGUUGGGGGAAGAGGAGGGGCGAAGAUGAGUUUCAGUCCAUUCCCGCAUAAUGAUGUGGACUUUGAACAUUAUCAAGCUGAAGUUGAUAACAACUGA
Ilex paraguariensis (yerba mate) is the source of this 255-nucleotide messenger RNA. NCBI's taxonomy places the organism in Eukaryota, Viridiplantae, Streptophyta, Magnoliopsida, Aquifoliales, Aquifoliaceae. The record is from the annotation of a GenBank genome assembly.